Pelecanus crispus (Dalmatian pelican) is the source of this 1259-nucleotide messenger RNA. It is a transcript of the gene SAP30BP, whose product is annotated as SAP30 binding protein. Gene Ontology annotation, cellular component: nucleus. Lineage: Eukaryota; Metazoa; Chordata; Aves; Pelecaniformes; Pelecanidae. The record is from RefSeq and is a predicted model, not a curated record. Gene Ontology annotation, biological process: regulation of DNA-templated transcription.
AUGGCGGCAGCGAAGCGGAGCGUCCUCUCCUCGUUGGCGGUUUAUGCCGAGGAUUCGGACCCGGAAUCGGACAGCGAGGCCGGGACGGCGGGAAGCGAAGGGGGAGCGGCCACGGAGAAAGGAGGUCUGGUCUCGGUUGGGUACGGAGACGACGACUUCACCCGCCUGGAUGGGGACGAGGACGGAUAUGAAGAAGAGGAUGAUGAGAACAGCAGGCAGUCAGAAGAUGACGAUUCAGAGACUGAAAAACCUGAGGCUGGUGACCUAAAGGAAUUCUCAGAACUGGAGAAAAGAGAUCCUCAGGAGCUAGUUGCUUCUUUUUCAGAGAGAGUGCGGAACAUGUCUCCAGAUGAGAUCAAAAUCCCUCCUGAGCCUCCUGGCAGAUGUUCUAACCACUUGCAGGAUAAAAUUCAAAAGCUAUAUGAGAGGAAAAUAAAAGAGGGCAUGGAUAUGAACUACAUCAUUCAGAGAAAAAAGGAGUUCCGCAACCCCAGCAUCUAUGAAAAGCUGAUCCAGUUUUGUUCAAUUGAUGAACUCGGUACAAAUUAUCCAAAGGACAUGUUUGAUCCUCAUGGCUGGUCAGAGGAUUCAUAUUAUGAGGCACUAGCUAAAGCCCAGAAGAUUGAAAUGGACAAACUAGAGAAGGCCAAGAAGGAACGCACAAAGAUUGAGUUUGUGACUGGCACUAAAAAGGGUACAACAACAAGCGCUGCCUCUACAACAACCACAACAGCCAGUACCACUGUGGGAGAUGCCCAGAAGAGGAAGAGCAAGUGGGACUCGGCCAUCCCUGUAACGACAAUAGCUCAGCCCACCAUCCUCACCACUACUGCAACACUGCCAGGCGUUGUCACAGUGACAACCAGCGCAAGUGGAUCCAAAACUACAGUCAUAUCAGCUGUUGGCACCAUUGUGAAAAAGGCAAAGCAGUGACUUAUGUGCUGGGCUUGGAUUUUUGGACUUGUCAUUGAAGCCAUUGUUCUCGGAAGGGAGGGGUAGCUUUCACCUUUGGUAAAAGAUGACAAGAUUCUUUGAAACAGACCACAGUUCCCUUUUGAAAGAAUGGGGGCAGGAGCAGGCAUGCCAGUUGUGUGCCCACAGGAAUGGACCUCUGCCGAAAAUGCCUCUGUCUUUUCUUGCUGUGGGAAGAACCAGUCUGUGUGUGUCGUGCUGGAGGAGGGCAGUAUCUGGAGUCAGCUUGUAAAAGUUAGCUUAUUAAAUUACUGCGUUAGGUUCUUCUUUCCUACUUGCAAGUCUGG